ACGCCAGUCAUAUUGGAGGGUCUUACCCUGCUCCAAAGCCGUAUUGAAGAUGACGCUCAACUGCUAGACAAUCCCAGCAAACAGCGCUUACAGAAACUGGCGAAUGUUAGCGUAAAGACGUUCUCUGAGUGCGCCCUCCUUCUCUAUGAGAACCGGACCUUGUUCAAGCAAAACAACGAAAGUAAUCGUCGCCAAUCAACUCUGUUAAUGGUAGGUGGGGAGCCGAAAGUGAUGGGUUACGAGGAUAUUGUCGAAGCACGAGCGAAGCGUGAUGCGAACGAAGCGAUCGCGGUCAAGGGGAGAGGCGAUUUAAAGCGGAAAGGUACUGUGUCUGUUUCGAAAUACGCCAAAAAGACGGAAAAACGAAGUGGAAACCGCUGA
This is a messenger RNA of Eremomyces bilateralis CBS 781.70, 381 nucleotides long. RefSeq lists its product as uncharacterized. NCBI's taxonomy places the organism in Eukaryota, Fungi, Ascomycota, Dothideomycetes, Eremomycetales, Eremomycetaceae. The annotation marks the transcript as partial. The record is from RefSeq and is a predicted model, not a curated record. The transcript has a single exon.